This is a messenger RNA of Colletotrichum orchidophilum, 3390 nucleotides long. RefSeq names its product cyclic nucleotide-binding domain-containing protein. The transcript has 5 exons. NCBI's taxonomy places the organism in Eukaryota, Fungi, Ascomycota, Sordariomycetes, Glomerellales, Glomerellaceae. The record is from RefSeq and is a predicted model, not a curated record. Bases 1 to 3390 code for a protein of 1129 amino acids. Gene Ontology annotation, cellular component: membrane.
AUGUCUUCUCCCAACUUUGCCGGCUUCUCACCAUGGAGGAGAAGAGCCGCCUCCUUGAGCUCCCAGAGGUCCCAGAGGUCCCAGAGGACCAGCACCGAGAUUAACCCGGAAAACCCGCUCCUCAGUCCCGGCCGGAGCUCUCAGCAUGGUCCGGAUUCGAGAGCCCUUCUGUCGUCUUCCGUGAGCUCGAGUCACCGAGAGCCGAUUCGUUCCUUCAUCCACGGCAACGUGAGGGACCACCUAGGCAAGCACCCCGUGGUCCGCGCAUACGUCACCCAGGUCGCACAACCAGCUAACAUGCCGUCCGUAGCUCCUGUCGACAGCGCCCAGUCUGCCCGCAGCGUGCGCGAAGACACGGCCGAACUCGCCUCAUACCUCUUGUCCGACAAGAAGACGGGCCAGAGCCCAGCAUUCCUCUCGCGCCAACGCUCCCAGUCGUCAGCUCUCACACGGGAAACCGCUAUUUCAGAUAACGAGGAAGACGACGAUGACGAAAUUGCCCAUGUAACGAGCUCCGAGACGAUACAAGAGGUAUCAGAACCUUCCUCGCCGGAUGGAGAUGAGGAGGAACUGCCAGAUGAUGGUCCCUCCAUUUUGACGAACCUACUCAAAAAGUCACCUCCCCAGUCGCACCGCGAUCCGUCACCGGAACCACAACCCGAGCCAUUGGAACCAACGACCCCUGAACCGAAGCGAGCGCCCUCCGUGGAGAGGCAGGAACGAGAGCUACAGCGACCGACGAGGACUGCUGCCGAGGAGCCUACCGAGCGCACUCCUCUGAUCCCCAGGUUGUCGUCUGAUAGUUUCGAGAGCUACCAUACGAGCGGAGCCAGCACCGAAAUCGACGUGGAAGGGCAGAAGCCACGACCUCAGAAGCGGUGGCUGCAUGGUUUGAAAGAUCUCACCGUGAAUGUGGAGGAGCGCAUCGUUCAUGGUAUUCAAAUCGCGACGAGCCCCAAAGCUUGGGACCGCCAAGCCUUAUGGCAGAAUGCCGUGGUCGCCCCAGUAUCUUGCCUACCGGCUGUUAUUGUCGGAUUGUUACUCAAUGUUCUUGAUGCGCUGUCUUACGGCAUGAUUCUAUUUCCCCUCGGCAAGCCCAUCUUUGCUGGGCUGGGCUCGGCGGGCAUCUCCAUUUUCUAUGUUAGCACCAUUGUUUCUCAGUUGACCUUCUCGACUGGCAGUAUUUUCAAAGGAGGCGUUGGCUCCGAAUUGAUCGAAGUUGUACCCUUUUUCCAUAAUAUGGCCCAAACAAUUACGGACCAUAUUGGCGAAGAUCAACCAGACGCUGUGAUCGCAACGACGAUUGUCACGUAUGCAAUUAGCUCCAUGAUGACAGGCACAGUCUUUUACCUCAUGGGAAAAUUCAACUUUGGCUACAUGGUUGGUUUCAUCCCAAGACACAUCUUGAUCGGCUGUAUAGGAGGUGUCGGCUGGUUCCUGGUUGCCACGGGCUUCGAGGUGUCUGCCAGAAUGGAUGGCAGUCUGGAAUACGACAUGGACACACUUCACAAGCUUUUCCAAUCCGACACGGUACUUCUCUGGCUGACACCCCUUUUGCUCGCUAUCAUACUUUUCUACAGUCAGACAAGAGGUGCUUCCAAGUAUUUCUUGCCGCUGUACAUCAUCUCUAUUCCGAUUGUCUUUUAUUUCUUUGUAUUCUCCCUGGAUGCGCUUGAGCCAGACUCUCUCCGAGAUCACGGCUGGAUUUUUGAAGGACCACCAGCGGACGAGCCAUGGUGGUACUUCUACACGUUAUACAAGUUCAACCUAGUUGAGUGGGAUGCCGUUUUGGGGUGUAUUCCUGCCAUGUUGGCACUCACCUUUUUCGGCAUUCUCCACGUUCCUAUCAAUGUUCCGGCCCUGGCUCUGCAGACUGGGGAGGAUAAUGCGGACCUUGACCGCGAGCUGAAAUUGCAUGGGUACUCCAACUUUAUCUCUGGCUUGUGCGGCAGUAUUCAAAACUACCUCGUCUACGCCAACACCGUGUUUUUUAUGCGAUCCGGCGGAGACAGCAGGCUCGCUGGCGUCAUGCUAGCAGCCUUGACCUUUGGUGUCAUGGUCAUUGGCCCCAAGAUCAUUGGCUUUAUCCCUAUCAUGAUGGUUGGCACUCUCAUCUUCGACCUUGGCUUUGAGCUUCUUCUCGAAGCUGUGUGGCUUCCGAGGAAGAAGCUGAAACUGGCCGAAUAUUUGACAGUGAUUGUAAUUGUCUUGGUAAUGGGCAUUUACGAUUUCGUCAUUGGCAUUGGUGUGGGCAUCAUCCUCGCAUUUGUGUCACUGAUUAUUCAGACAUCGAGAGUAUCUGCUGUACGAGCAAGCUAUACAGGCGAAAUAGUCGGCUCUACCGUGCGCAGAAACCCUUCGCAGCAUCACUACCUGCAGGAAGUUCGUCGACAAAUCUACAUAGUCAAGCUCACUGGCUUCCUCUUCUUCGGCACCGUCGUCAGUGUUGAAGAGAAGAUCCGGGCUCUCAUCGACGACAGUGCCUUCACGGAAAGGCCUAUUAAAUAUCUCGUUAUCGACCUGUAUCACGUCACAGGCCUGGAUUACUCUGCUGGUGAAGCUUUCAAUACUAUCAGCAGGUUGCUCGACAACAAGGGCAUCGUCAUGGUGUUGAGUGGAAAGGACGCGGAAAGUGAAGUCGGCCGCAAUCUGCGGGCCAUGGGGCUGGGCAACGAAAGCAUCGAAGUCACCUUACUUCCCGAUCUCAACUCGGCUCUAGAGAGCUGUGAGAACGAGCUGCUCAAGACUCUUUACACAAGUCAGGAUGCGCUCCACAAUGGCUCUCGUCACGCACCAACCGCCAACCUGGACGUUCCUUCGAAGCCAGACCGGGGAUCGUUUGAUUUGGUCAUCAACUCGCCGAGACGUAACCAUUUGCACGAAGCCGCCAGAAACGCGCUGGCGAACACAGAGUCUUUGGGAACAAAGAGGUGGCAGAGCUUCAAGGAGCCUCUGCGAUUGAUGUUGCAAAUCUUCCAGGGCCUGAGCGAGAGGAACGAAGAUUUCUGGUUCCGGGCUGUUGGAUAUUUCUCCCGCAAGGAAUACCAGGCCGGUACGGUCCUAUUCACGAGAGGUGAGCCCGCCAAGGGUUUCUAUCUCGUGGAGAAGGGCAUCCUCCGCGCCGACUACGACCUGCCACAAGGCAAGCUCGCGGAGAGUAUCGUGGCGGGCACGACGUGUGGCGAAUUGCCCUUCUUCUCAGAGACGGACCGCACAGCCACGGUGACGGUUGAUAGAGACUGCGUUGCCUGGCGGAUGGACAAGGAGGGGUGGCAACGACUACAGAAAGACCAGCCGGAUGUCGCGCAGGAGUUGUUGAGGGUGUCUCUAAAGUUGACGAGUGAGCGGAUGACCUCCAUCACUUCGUAUAUUUUGACCACUGCCGGCUAA